AUGUCAACUGAGAGUGAUUUAAAGUCUCGAGUUCCACCUGCUACCAAAACUCCAUUGGAUGUGUCAGUUUCUGGGUUGAAGAAAACAGUGACACAAGUUAUGAACACGGAUGUUGAUGAUGUGUUGAAACGUAAAAAUAUUAAUACAAACCAAAAGUUCAGCGGGAAGAUAGAAUAUGCCAUAUACAAGACGCUUUUGAUAUUUCUCUACGUGAUAUAUGCUAUCACUAGAUAUUUCCAACGUGAAUACAAUAGAAUUGCCAUCAAACUGUUGGACUUGGCGUAUAAUCCUUCGAAUUCACCACAGUUGAUCAGGCAGGACGUGAAUAAAUUACAGAAGAUCCCUAAAAGGCUAGCGGCAAUCUUAGAAUCAAAACCCGAGGGUGACAUAGGUGGAGGUCUACCGGGACUCAUCAACGACGCGAGUGACGUGGUAUGCUGGACCGUUUCUGCCGGAAUUAAGCAUUUAAUACUGUACGAUUACGACGGUAAGAUGAAACAGAACGUGCAUGAACUAAGAGCCGGCAUCCAUCAUAAACUAGCGAAGUAUUUUGGUCUGGAUAAUGUACCCAAGUUCGCAAUCAAGAUACCGCAUACAAACCAAAUCUUUUUCGACAAAGACGAGGAUCAGAAGGAUUUAUCGCCUGAAAAGUCAACGACAAAACAUAAGGUGGCCGUUGAAAUUUCUUUACUAUCCAAAGUUGAUGGUAGAGACACGAUCCUUGAAUUGACCAAGACAAUGGCCGAUCUAUGUGCCAAGGGCCAAUUGAAGGUGGAAGACGUUGAUACGAAAUUAGUCAACCAAGAACUAACACAGCUCGUAGGACAUGAACCCGAUUUACUUCUAUUUUUCGGUCCUGCAUUGGAUUUACAAGGAUUCCCACCAUGGCAUAUCAGAUUAACAGAAUUAUACUGGGAAACUGACAACGAUCAAGUUUCAUACUACGUUUUCAUCAGAGGUCUCAAACAGUAUGCCGAUUGCAAGAUGAACGUCGGCAAGUGA
Messenger RNA from Kluyveromyces lactis, 1002 nucleotides. It is a transcript of the gene NUS1, whose product is annotated as ditrans,polycis-polyprenyl diphosphate synthase. NCBI's taxonomy places the organism in Eukaryota, Fungi, Ascomycota, Saccharomycetes, Saccharomycetales, Saccharomycetaceae. The transcript has a single exon. Gene Ontology annotation, molecular function: ditrans,polycis-polyprenyl diphosphate synthase [(2E,6E)-farnesyl diphosphate specific] activity. The record is from RefSeq and is a predicted model, not a curated record. Gene Ontology annotation, cellular component: endoplasmic reticulum membrane; dehydrodolichyl diphosphate synthase complex. Bases 1 to 1002 code for a protein of 333 amino acids.